This is a messenger RNA of Dichomitus squalens LYAD-421 SS1, 1254 nucleotides long. RefSeq names its product acid protease. The coding region runs from base 1 to 1254 and encodes 417 amino acids. Gene Ontology annotation, molecular function: aspartic-type endopeptidase activity. Gene Ontology annotation, biological process: proteolysis. NCBI's taxonomy places the organism in Eukaryota, Fungi, Basidiomycota, Agaricomycetes, Polyporales, Polyporaceae. The transcript is spliced from 6 exons. The record is from RefSeq and is a predicted model, not a curated record.
AUGUUGUGCAAGGUUACACUGAUCGCCGUCGCAAUCGCGCAGCUCUGUGUGGCUGCACCCGCGCAUCGGGAUGUUGGUAUCAGUAUCGCUUUGCAAAAGAACAGCUCGCUCACCACCGCCAACGGCACCUUCAACCAUGCUGCUGCAAUCAGGCACUCCGUUAAAGUCGCUAACAAGUACCGCCAGAACUUGAUCAAUUUCCACAAGAAUACUGGCCGCUUCCCCAAGAACGUCACCACUAUUCCUCCUCCCAAACUAAUGCCCUCGAAUCUCCGUCGACGUCAAAAUGAAUCGCUGGAGGACAUUGGGGAUGACACAGAAUGGGCUGGUACAAUCGGCAUCGGAACUCCCCCUACACCGUUCCUGAUCGACUUCGACACGGGCUCAUCGGAUCUCUGGGUACCCUCGUCCUCUUGCGCAGAUUGCGGGGCCCAUCAGACGUACGAUGCUACGGUGUCAUCUUCGAGCGUGGCUCUAGAGGGCACUUUCGAGAUCGAGUACGGGGACGGCUCGACGACAUCUGGUCCCAUCUAUACCGAUAUAGUGACCGUCGCGGGUGUCGCGGCUAGGAACCAAUCCUUCUCGGCCGUCACGCAAGAGUCCUCGCAAUUCUCAGAGGACACGAUCGAUGGCAUCCUUGGUCUCGCCUUCCCGGAUAUCUCCAACUUGGGCCAGCCGCCCUUCUUCCAAACGGCGCUCGUGCAAGGCAGCGUUCCCGAGGGCGUCUUCGGUUUCAAACUCUCGUCCAACGACUCUGAACUCUAUCUGGGUGGCACGAACACGUUGCUCUACACCGGCUCGCUCGAAUUUCACAACGUCUCCGAGGUCGGCUACUGGCAGAUUGGCGGGACGAGCGCUGUGCUCAACAACGACAAAGCCAUAGCGUCGGGCUUUGACACGAUCAUCGACUCUGGCACUACCAUCAUGUACGGGACUCCUUCCGAUGUUAGCGCUUUUUACAGCGCCAUUCCCGACUCGCAGGUCUUCGACCAGGCCAACGGGCUUUAUUCGUACCCCUGCGACUCUCCGCCCUCACUAGCGUUCAGCUGGGGUGGCAAUUUGUGGACGGUCAGCGAGGAAAACUUCAACCUCGGAGAGACCGAAGAAGGCUCCGGUCAAUGCGUUGGCGCGCUUUCCGGCGAGGACCUCGGCCUCGGGGACAACGUCUGGCUGCUCGGAGACAGCUUCAUGAAGAACGUUUACACGGCGUUUGAUUUUGAUCACAAGCAGGUCGGCUUCGCGGCGUUGGCUUGA